Messenger RNA from Culex pipiens pallens (northern house mosquito), 984 nucleotides. RefSeq lists its product as uncharacterized. Gene Ontology annotation, biological process: protein insertion into ER membrane. The record is from RefSeq and is a predicted model, not a curated record. Gene Ontology annotation, molecular function: protein binding. Gene Ontology annotation, cellular component: BAT3 complex; cytosol. The transcript is spliced from 2 exons. NCBI's taxonomy places the organism in Eukaryota, Metazoa, Arthropoda, Insecta, Diptera, Culicidae. The annotation marks the transcript as partial.
GACUAUCAAGAGUACGAUGACGAUUCGGCGGCGCCACCACCACAAGACCUGCCCCCUUCUGCUGUCGGCUUAUCAGUAGUGAGUCACAUUACCCUCGGCGAAGACCCAAAGUUCAAGACGAGUGGAGCAGCAGACGACGCCGCCGCCGUCAGUGUGAGCAACGAAAUUCUGCGCUCGGAGAACUCUGUUAUCAAGGUCAAGGUUGAUCGGCUGAGCGGAUCGUUCAAGAAGAGUGUGGAGAAGAUCAAAACGAAAAACAAACGGGUGGACAUUGUGUUCUUGAUCGACGCUAGCUCGAGCGUGGGCCGGCAGAACUUUGCGAGUGAGAUCAAAUUUGUGAAGAAGCUGCUGUCGGAUUUUAACGUUAGCUACAACUACACAAGGGUUGCGGUGGUUACGUUUAGCUCGCAGAAAAAGAUUUUCCAGGACGGUUCCGGCUGCGGCCACAUGCUGAUCCAGCUGGCCCAGACGAAGGGCGUCCCGUCCGAGAUGGACCUGUUUAUCGCGCAGGUCAUCCUGCAGCAGCUCUGCCUGAAGGAGACGACGACGGCGGCGGAAACGUUCGCGACCUACACCAAGUACCAUCCAAAGAUUGCCUCGAGCGAGCCGCCCUUCAUCACGCCGCUGCUCAACUUUUGCUUCUUCCUGCUGCGGGCGAUCGAGACGCAGCAGAACCAGCGCAAACUGGCCGUCUUUCGGACGCUGUGCGACCUGUACCGGCCCUCGCUCGAGCGCGAUCCGUCCUACGAGAAGUAUCUGCAGAAGAUCGGCAUGAUAUUCUUCGGGGCGAGUCUGCCGCAGCGGCCCCAGGGCGAGGGAAUGGGCGGCAUCUUUGGCGAUUUGCUGAACCAGUUCUUCCAGGGGUUGGACGACGACCUGGACGGGGACGAGGAGGCGACACCGGCCGGAGGAAGCUUCCCGCGGAGAGCGACGGCGGCAGUGUCGGCUGCGGGACGAACGGAAAGUCGUGGCGCGCCCAAGGAA